This is a messenger RNA of Lottia gigantea (owl limpet), 444 nucleotides long. RefSeq lists its product as hypothetical. The transcript has a single exon. The record is from RefSeq and is a predicted model, not a curated record. Lineage: Eukaryota; Metazoa; Mollusca; Gastropoda; Lottiidae. The coding region runs from base 1 to 444 and encodes 147 amino acids.
AUGAAACCAGAAACUUUAGUUAUGAAAAUAAUAGAAGCUAUCGAAACGAAUUCGCCGACAUACAACGGUAAAAAAGUGCACAUAACCCAAAAGAUUAUCGAUAAAUACAAACAUUGCAAAGUCAGAGACGAUAUAGACUUGGAAAGAAUUGAUCAGAAUUUAACUAAAAAAGGUGGAUUUUUACCUUUCUUACCUUUAAUCUUUGCAGGUUUAGCUGCAGCAGGCGCAACUGCUGGUGGGGCUGCUGGGAUUGCCAAAGCUGUCAACGAUAAGAAAGCUGAAGCAGCUGCAAACGCCGAAGCAUGUAGACACAAUUUGGCAAUGGAAAGAGAAGCACGAGGAGGUUCGGGAGUAGGAGAUAUAUUAGGGACGGUCAAAGAAUUCGGACAAAGAUUUGGCGAAGAAACCAAGAAAACCGUUAAAGAGGGAUUAAGCAUUAAAUAG